Molecule: messenger RNA, 3362 nt
Organism: Capsicum annuum
Lineage: Eukaryota; Viridiplantae; Streptophyta; Magnoliopsida; Solanales; Solanaceae
Exons: 2
Coding region: 750-3104 (784 amino acids)
Source: RefSeq, a predicted model, not a curated record
GACAUAUUUCAUUUUUUUUAUCCAUUACCAAUUUAAAUAACUUUUAAAUCAAAUUAGAGUAAAUUUACCUGUAUAAAAUUUAAAACUACAUCAUUAAUUUAUUAAAAAUUCACCUAAUUUGAACUUUGAAAAAGCAAAAAGUGUUAAAUAUUUUGGAGGACAGUGAGAAAUUAAUAUUCUAUUCAUAAUAUUAACAUUAGCUUACUUUCUCUCUGAAAUCAUUCCAUUAUUAUUUGUAUUUUAUUUUCAUUUUUAACUACACCAUACAGUAUCUUUGAAAGUUUAGUUGCAAUAGUAAGAAACCUAUACUUUUCCGACGGCUUGCUCCGCCGUCAACUUCCACAACCUCCCUCUAAAAGUUCCCAAUUCAUUUUCUACUUCCUUUUUUAUUCAAUUUAACUUCUUUUUUUAUUUUUACUUAUGUACCCUAAUGUCUAUAAUACUUGGUCAAGAUUCAAGAUCUGAAGAAAAUUUAGGGAUCAACAACUGUUUUUCUGAUCUUGGUCUUCUCUGUUUCUCAGUUUGGUUCUAGUCUUUGUAAGUUCAGCUUGAAUCUUGACUUUUGAUACUUUGACUCUUUUUAGAUCUUAUGUACAAUUUUUUUGUUUGAUAACUGUCGUGUGGAGACCAGCUAGCAUGCACCUUGAGUAAUUCCACGAAUAAUAGUUAUCAGGCCCGUAAGAAUGUUCCAACUGUAACUCUCUGUGAGUUUUCUUGGUGGAAAUUGGGCUAAAGUUCUGGAUUUUGAGAUGGAGAAAAAUGUAGAGGAAGCACUACAAGCUAAAGCAAAUGCAGAAAGGAAAUUUGCAGAAAGAGAUUUUGCAAGUGCAAAAAAUUAUGCUUUAAGAGCUCAGAUGCUGUGUCCUCAGUUAGAGGGCAUAUCUCAAAUGGUCGCAACAUUUGGUGUUCACAGUGCUGCGGAGAUGAUGGUUAAUGGAGAAUUUGAUUUCUACACGAUACUAGGUAUGGAUCCAUCUGCAAACAGGGCUAAGCUGAAGAAACAAUAUAAGAGGAUGGCUAUGUUACUCCAUCCUGAUAAGAACAAAACUGUAGGAGCUGAUGGUGCAUUUAGGUUUGUCUCUGAAGCAUGGACUGUAUUGUCUGAUCGUGCUAAAAGAAGCUCUUAUGAUCAGAGAAGAAAUUUAUUUACUUUGCAUACUUCUGGUGUUGGAAACUAUGCUAAUUACUCGAACUCUCCAGCUCCUCAUGGCAGGCUCGAUACAUUUUGGACUGUUUGUACCUCUUGUCAGGUUCAGUAUGAAUACCAUAGGAAGUAUGUGAACAAAAGACUGUCUUGUAAGAACUGUCGUGGGGUUUUCAUAGCUGUUGAAACUGGAUUGGCCCCUGUAAAUGGUUCUUAUGCAUUCAGCUCUUGGCCUUAUGUGCCUGAGAACGGAUACAAAAGCCAUGGUUGUGGGGUUACAUAUGUUCCAACAUCACCUGCUUAUUCUGCAAACAGUAGGGUCUCAGGACAUCAUUCUAAACAUGGUUCAGAGCAUACUUCUAAUUUAUCCUUUCAGUGGAGCUCCUACCCUGGAACUUCUGCUGGUGUUAUAGAUCCAAAUGGGUCAUCCACUGGCUUCAGUUUUAUCCAGCAGGCAAAUACGAAAGCCUCUGGAAGAAAAGCUAAUGGGAAGCAAGAACUAACAAAAAUGGUUGCUGAUGGGUCUGUGGGUAGUGAUCAACUGCCCCGCAGGCCUGGUAGGCCUCCUAAGAAGAGAAAAAUUGAUAUGGAGAGUGCAAGUGGUUACAGUAAUGGGGAAGUGGCCUCAAAAGCUGCUGCAGAAAUCAUAAUGGCAGAUGGAAAUGGGAAUGAGAAUUUGAAGAGAAAUGCUAAGCUUCCUGCUCCUGAAGUCAGAAGGUGGCCUAUGGCUCCUGCAUUUGAUCCAAGACCGUUGUUAAUUGAGAAGGCAAGGACAGAUAUCCACAAGAAACUGGAAGAGAUCAGGUUGGCUUCAGAAACUGUUGCUGCAGAGCCUGAGAAAAAGAGAAAGGCACACGCUCAAUUUGGUGAAUCGAGUGAAAGACCUAAAAGAGAAGGUCUAGGUCUCGCUGCUCAUCAAUCAGAUAUGAGGAAAACUGGGUCCUUGAUUAUGACUGUCCCAGACUCUGACUUCCAUGAUUUUGACAAGGAUAGAUCAGAGGAUUGCUUCAAGCCGAAGCAGAUAUGGGCUUUAUAUGAUGAGGAAGAUGGUAUGCCUCGCUUGUAUUGUCUGAUCCGCCAAGUUCUCUCUGUGCAGCCCUUCAAGAUUCACAUCAGCUACUUAAGUUCAAAAACAGAUAGUGAAUUUGGGCUUGUCAAUUGGUUGGAUUCUGGUUUUACCAAGUCAUGCGGAAAAUUUAGGGCCUUCAAUUCUGAAACAAUUGAGCAAGUCAACAUAUUUUCUCAUCUUUUAAGUAGGGAGAAGGCUGGAAGAGGAGGUUGUGUUCAGAUCUACCCAAAAAGUGGAGACGUUUGGGCCAUAUAUCGAAAUUGGUCGCCAGAUUGGAACAGGAAAACCCCAGAUGAAGUGAGGCACCAGUAUGAAAUGGUGGAGGUCCUUGGUGAUUAUUCUGAAGAUUUUGGAGUUUGUGUUACUCCUUUGGUCAAAUUAGAUGGAUUCAAGACAGUAUACCGACGAAACAUGGACAAGGAUGCCAUUCGACAGAUUCCAAGAAGAGAGAUGUUACGAUUUUCACAUCAGGUGCCAUCCUGUUUACUGAAAAGCGAAACAAUGAACUUGCCAGAGGGGUGCUGGGAGCUUGACCCUGCUGCUACUCCAGAUGAUUUACUUCAAGGGGUAAGUAACAUACAGGAGGAAAGAUUUGUUCAAGCUGAAAGGUCUGCGGGAGUUGAUCUAGAUGAAACAUCUCAGGCUGAAACCAGAAUAUUGGUUGAACAAGAUCUUAGACAACAAGAGUACUCUGCUGUUCCUGACAUGUUCAAUGGGGCUACACCUUGCUUGCAAAUUCAAGAAAACUCGAAUGAACAGCAAACCCCGUUCGGACCCUCCACCGAGCUUCCUCAUUCUAUUAGGCAAAUUCAUACUUGUGAGGAACCAAGCAAAGUGGACAAUCACAGUGCUACACCAGAUGAGCAUCUUUGGGCUGUGAUGAAUGAGUAGGUAAAGGAAAGGCCAAGAGAAAUAGGAAAUUUUAUUCAGAGGUCCUUUUUUCAUCAUCAUUCUAACAGUUUUGAGAUUCAGAUUGUAUAGAAUUAUACAUAGCGCAGGAUGAUUCUCAAAAUUAGAUAGCUGGCAGGAUCCAAAGUGAUCCGUAGACUGUGUAACACUUGCACUCAAUUGUUUUAGGUUGCUAUAGGUUAAUGAGUGACUUGUACUGAUAAUUCUGAUUCAUAUCCUUUACAGAAGUUUUCCGAUUCA